UGGGCCCACUGUUGACAAAAAAAAGAUAAGAGCAGGCUCUCUGAAAGUUCAAAUGAAUAAGGCCUUGUCCAGAACUUCAUGGAAUUAACGUGAGUAAAGGAUUAUGUUGAAUAAACCAUUAAAUGGAUUUGUUUGAGCCAUGAAAGUUGCUGACAUAGUCUAGGUUUUAUAAGUGAGUGAGCAUGAGUUCAUUCAGACUGCAGCAGCUGAAAGGUCAUAUUUUUCCUGAAAAUAAGAUCCUGACAAUGGCAGUCUCAGAGAGUCCUCUGACCACUCAUGUGCUUAACGUUGGGUUGGGAGUCCCAGCAUCCAAUGUGACUCUCAGACUUUAUCGACAAGAUCCUUCCUCAAAAACAUGGCAGCUAUUAACUACUGGGGUCACCAAUGCUGAUGGGAGAUAUCCUGGUCUCAUCACCAAACCGCUGUUUACAGCGGGUGUGUACAAACUGCAUUUUGAGACCGCCCAGUACUGGGCAAGUCUGGGAGACUCUUCAUUUUACCCCUAUGUUGAGAUUGUCUUCACCAUUAACGACCCAGGACAAAAGUACCAUGUCCCACUGCUUCUGAGUCGUUUCUCUUACAGUACUUACAGGGGGAGCUAGAGAUCAACUCUGCGUUUAGAUCAACAUUCAUGAAGUUUGUGUCUGAAAAUUCAUGCCAGUGAACAACAUUUAAAACCUAGGCCUACUUUGAUGUUUUGUCAAUGAACCAAUGCAACACUUGGUGUGAUUUAAAUAAAAAAUGCAAUAGUUUUCAGUA
Molecule: messenger RNA, 759 nt
Organism: Oryzias melastigma (Indian medaka)
Lineage: Eukaryota; Metazoa; Chordata; Actinopteri; Beloniformes; Adrianichthyidae
Gene: uraha
Product: urate (5-hydroxyiso-) hydrolase a
Exons: 4
Coding region: 183-602 (139 amino acids)
Biological process (GO): purine nucleobase metabolic process
Molecular function (GO): hydroxyisourate hydrolase activity
Source: RefSeq, a predicted model, not a curated record